Molecule: messenger RNA, 4984 nt
Organism: Solenopsis invicta (red fire ant)
Lineage: Eukaryota; Metazoa; Arthropoda; Insecta; Hymenoptera; Formicidae
Gene: Rab3-GAP
Product: rab3 GTPase-activating protein non-catalytic subunit
Exons: 19
Coding region: 1-4263 (1420 amino acids)
Biological process (GO): regulation of GTPase activity
Source: RefSeq, a predicted model, not a curated record
AUGGCCUGUCAAAUUAGAGGAAUAGCAAUCAUACCAGAUGUGAAUACCGUUAAAAAAUUGCUUUACGGCGAUGCUAUCAGUAAAUUCGAGUAUAUAUCAAGCGAUGAAUUACCUCUUCAAGACUGUUGUAUAGCUCUAUCGUCGGUUGGAGAUGUACUUACCAUGGCUUGGAACACAAGAAUGAUCAUAUUUGUUUCAAAAUGGGACUCGCAAGAAUUAGAUGAAGUAAAAAAUAAAUUUCACGUAACGUGGCAUGGAGAAGUAACAAAAGAAGCAAAUGAAUGGGUAACGUCAGUGAUCUGCUUACCUUUAAUAUCCUUGGGAAAGGCUACCGGUCCAGAUUGGACCUGUAUAGCUGUUGGAUACAAUACAGGUUUUGUUAGAUUCUAUACAGAAACAGGUGCAUUCCUCUUUGGGGAGCAAAUACAUAAUGAAUCGGUUCUAGGAAUCAAGUGUCAGUCGUGUUGCUUACCCAAACACACUGGAGACGCUGGUUCUAGUGAAGAAAUAUAUAUUUUAUAUAACAGUGGUGUUUGUAUAUUACAAGGAUUUCCAUUAUUUUCAACUUUACGCGCUUGUAGAAAUCAUUUAGCUAAAGUUCAAGCAAAUUGCAACGAUUUGCCACCGGUAACAAAUUUAUCUUAUAAAAAAUGGGCGUUUAAAAAUCAAGAUAUUACAAACGAUUUAGAAGUGAUUGGUACAACGUCGAUAAAUAGUUUUGAUCAUUUAAUGACAGCUUCGAUAUGCGGUGGAUAUAACGCAAUGUACAGAUCCAGUGCACCACAACAUAAUUUAGUCCUUGCGACAGGAAAACGACCAUUUGUAGGAUUCCAUUAUGCACUGGAAGGUGGUAAUGCACCAGUCCUGUCGGAUGUUGCCAUCGCUAUGGCUAGCAAACUGGCUAAUGCUAUCGGUACUGCUGUACCAUGGUUUCGUGGAAAGAAUGCAAUGUCUGAAGCGUCAAAGGGUAUUAGCCAUGAAUCUAUAGAGACAAUGACGUGUCGAUUUGGUUUGAGCGAUAUUAUGAGGGAAGGUGAUUGUAUCGUUUCUAGUCCAAAUAAAAUGUUUUCGGUAAUAUCGGACGCUAUGGGCAGAGUAAUUCUCUUAAAUAAUAAAAAGGGCACAGCUGUAAGAAUGUGGAAAGGAUAUCGCGAUGCUCAGUGUGGUUGGAUUGAAGUUACCGAAGAGAGAGAUCGUGGAGUACAUAGGAAUGUUGAUAAAAAAUCUGGACGUAAAGCUUUAUUCCGUACCGCUCUGUUUUUAGUUAUUUAUGCACCAAAGAAGGGUGUAAUCGAUAUUUGGAGUAUACAGCAGGGUCCAAAAAUCACUACUUUCACUGCUAGCAAGAAUGGACGAUUAUUAUACAUUAAUUAUGGUUUUCUUGGUACAAAUGAUAAUGCCAUUUUAUCGAGAAAUAAAGCGCAAUACUCUUGCGUAUUUAUUGACCCACUUGGAGGAUUAAAGGAGAUUUGUGUUCCAUUUCACUUUGCGCUUAAUAGUAAAAAUGGAAAACGGGCACGCGACGUACAUCUACUUAGAAAACUUAGAACGUUUCUGAGAGAGGAGGAUUUUAACGAGGAGAAAUUAGUUUUCAAAGUUACCGAUACUUGUCUGGGUUUAGAAACAAAUGAAGUUCGGAUACAAACGAUAGAGGUUUUAAUGAACAGCAAGCAUAUUUUACCAGAUGCUUUGCUUGCUGCAACCAACUGUUUUGCAGUAAAACUAGAAGAAGAAGGAAAAAGAAAAGGAGGAGCAGAAGGAGGAAGAAAAGAAGAGGAAGAAGAAAAAUUGGAGCCUACCGUCAAGAUGCUUCAUCAAUUGACAUUGCAAUUACAACAUAUAAUUACAUUUUAUAAAUAUAUCGAGUCUCAACUUGAUAUGCCACUCGAGUGCGAUAUUACAACAGUUAAUAACGCAAUAAGUGUUAAAAAUUUAUCUUCGAUAUUAUCAACUUCGGAACGAGAAGUAAACCGUGUUACCAAAUUGGCUAAAAUAUUAAACAACCUAACGGAUGAUAACGUUUCUGCGGAAACUAAAGUGAAAUUUAAGGAUGAAAAUGUAUUCUUUGACUUUUUAUCGUGCUUCGAAUUGGGCAAAUCGAGAUUGAUUGGACUACGAAAUGACGUAAAAGAAGAAAAUGUAUACAAAAUUUCACGAUUGAUAUAUCGAGGACCGAUGUCGUCCGAUGAUACGAAAGAGAAAUGGCAGCAAGCUGCUAAAGAAAGUAACAUUCAACCGUUUAUCUUUAUGCGACUGGCAUUAAUAUAUUGGAUGCACAAGGAGGAAGCUGAGUUUUCGGAAAUUGAAUUAAAACGCUUUACGCAGCUGCUGCAUCUAAUUUGUUUAUUAACUGAUGUGGAAGAGAUAUGUGUCGAAUAUAACGAGGUUUCUUCGUGGUGGAAAGACGUACGCACUAUUCUGAUAGAAUCUACGAAGCCUUUCAACGCGUUUACCGCUGCCUUAGCAUGCAGGGCAACUGCUAUGAUUCUAGACAAGUAUAAAGAAAAAUUACAAAAUGAAAAACAAUUUGGUAAUAACGGAAACGAGGAGGAAGAGGAUAUUAAAAAUGGAAAUAAUACAACUAAAAUAAAUGAACUGGAGAGUAAGUCGAAUGAGGUGACACCGGACGAUGAAACGUACAGUUCGAUUAGUGAAUGGGAGAAUGUCAGUAAUGACACUUGUCAAUUCACACUGUUGAUCGGGAAUCUUGAAGACAUCGCUAUUUUGAAUGCUGUUACUAGUCAGCGAGUUGUAUCGGAUGAGACGACGCAAUUUUUUGCUCUACCAUUUACAAGGCACGACACUUGUUUAGCAUCGAUUCUCUCUAGGGGAAGAGGCUCAGUGUCUGAAUUGGUUACAAAGUGGCUCAGCACCACGGGUAUCGAUCCAGCGCGGUUAAUCGACACGACGGACGUAGAAUUCGAUCAAUUGCAAUUAUCGGUAGAUAAUUCUUUACAAUUGUCCGAUACGCUGAGUAAAGCGACUGCUGUUCGAAUACCUCGACAAGAACGGACGAAACUUGUUUCUUUAUCGAUCGAAAUCGAGGACGAAGCAAAAGUUAACGCGACUGCGGAAGCGUGCAUUUUAGACAAUAUGGCCCUGCUCAAACGCCAUUUUCCAUACAGUUUAACGAGCAGUGUCUUAUUAGCCAAUUUAUGCUGGGAGUUUGCCAUGUCGUGGGAUAAGGAGAUUACUCGGCUCGAUUCACUCGCAGCUGCCUUGACCGUUUUAAGACAAAUACCCAUGAAGAAUAUGAGGCAUGGCGUCUGCUGUCUUUUGUGGACACUUCACAUAAAGAAAAGAAUGGAAGCGGCGGCCAAAUUGAUGAACAAACUCGGAAAGUUGCCAAAGGAGAGAUUAUGCAUGCAAGAUAUUGGUUUAUCUGACAUUCAAGUGACAAUGUUUUUACAACACUGCGUUACCUUCUUGGAUAUAUUUCUCGAUACUGAGAUACUCGAACGAGGAGACAGUACGGUAAUAAAAUCGGAAGAAUUGUGGGACGGACAUCUCGGUGGACCGCAACCGUUUGCCGCACUAGCCAUCUCCCAGACUCCAGCUUGGUACGACUUGAUUUUGUUACACGUUCAAGUGGCUAAUGUCCUAUAUAUGAUGGCGUGUCUCAACUUGAAAAUGUUGAAGCCAUUAAAUAAUUUGUUCGAAUCCGUGGUACAGCCCUAUCUCUUUCAAGAUAUAACGGACAAAGUGAUGCUCACGUGGUAUCGAGAUGACAAGAGGGAUAAUAUACGUACAGAAUUUUUGUGUAGAGUAAUUACAGCAUCGAUGGAAUUUAUUCAUCGGGAAACUACCGACGGCGUGACGAUUAGUUCGACACAGGCCAUCUCGUGGAUGAGCAAGUGUCAAGCAUUAGCAUCUAUCUGGAAAAUUAAUAAUGACGAAUUGAGGAUACAUCAAGCCUGUCAGCUAUACAUAAACGGUUUUGAUCGUUUGGCCGAAGAGGUAACUACAGCGGUAACCGAUAUCGAACGGUUGGCUGCAAAUUUAUUGCCUACAGCUGGAAGAAGAAUGAUGGCAUAUCUCUCUAAAACGCCUAAUCUUCUGGAAGAAAUGUCCCGAAUGAGUCCAGCGCUUACAAGAUACUUGGAAAGCCUGAACAUGCCUGAAAUAAUCUGUACAAAUUGUUCGAAUGCCGACACUGUGGAGUUGAUUCGCCGAGUAUCUGUGCAUUUACCUAAAACUCACUGUGAUUAUCACAUUAUGGUGUUAAUGUUAGACGCAACAUUUAUUUAUAAAGAUAGCAACUAGAUUUAGAUUUUGUAAACUAUGUCCUGUGAUAUCGUCGAGUGGAAAGCCGAGAAUAAACAAAUUUUAUCGAGCUGUACGGUUUGUAUAUUGAUAUAAUAUUAAUAACGAAACAAGAAGAACGUAUACUUGAAGGCAUUAACUUUCUAUCAAUUGAAAGACACGGUAUUAACGAUUACGCGUGAUAAUGUAAAAGUUAGUAAUAAUGAAGUUGCAAAGUUGUAAAUAAUGGAAUUGUUAUGUAUCUUUCGAUGUAUUAUAGAUAAUUUAAUUUAAAAUUGUAUUAUACGAGCUAUCUCGAUUCUGGUUAUAUUCUGGUUCAAGAAGCGAUUGCGUAUCUGUACAUAUAAUACUUAAUAUUGGACUGCAUAUUAUUAUAUCACAGGACAUUAAUUAAUUGUUGUAAAAUGCACAUAUAGUUUAUCGACGCCCUUCACGCGUUUUUACUAUGUAUAAAAUUAUAUAUAUACAUAUAUAUAUAUAAAAUUUUGUUUAAGAAUCUAUGGAGUCAUUGAAUUUAUAUUUUAUAAAUAUUCCAGUUUCCAAAUGUAAUCAAAUGUAAAACAUUUCUUUCAUAUAUAUAUACGCCGUUUAAUAUAUGUACACUGUUAUGAGUAAUCAUCUUUUAAUCAUUUUUAUAAGGGAUAAUUUAUUAAAAAUACAUUAAAUAUCGUAUCCGAACCAAAUUGUACGUAAAUAAAAUCUAAUUAAAGUCAAAAUAAAA